AUGGCGGAGAGGCCGAUAGCAAGACAGCGACGCACUAGUGGCAUGGAGACGGACAGCGGGGCGACGACAGGAGCGACGACAGUCCGGCGGCUCCACCUCCGCGUCCGCCUCCUCCUCCUCCUCUCAUUCCCCUCCCUCUACCUCUUCCUCUCGAGCUCGAGCUCGAGCUCGAGCUCAAGCUCUUACCUUUUCCAUUUCCUCGCUGCCCUCUCCCUCUCCUCGGCCCUCCUCCUCGUCCUUGCCCUCUCGCUCAAUGUCGUCUCGUGCCGCUCCCUCCGCCUCCUCCUCUCUCGCUCCUCCACAUUCCUCCUCCCUCGUUACCACCGCGGGGCCGGCAAAAAGCCUGUGUUUUGGUCCAUUGGAUCAGCGGAGAAGCCGAAAUCGGAUAAGAGACCGAGUUCAGGCUCUUGGGUGCAAGUUUAUAACAAUGGGGAUGUGUAUGAGGGGGAGUUUCAUAAAGGGAAGUGCUCGGGGAGCGGGGUGUACUAUUACUAUAUGAGCGGGAGGUAUGAAGGAGACUGGGUUGAUGAGAAGUAUGAUGGGUAUGGGGUUGAGACUUGGGCGAGGGGGAGUCGGUAUCGAGGCCAGUAUAGGAGGGGGUUGAGACAUGGGUACGGGAUUUACCGGUUUUAUACAGGGGAUGUGUAUGCCGGUGGGUGGAGUAACGGGCAGAGCCAUGGGUGUGGUGUGCAUACAUGCGAGGAUGGGAGCCGGUAUGUUGGAGAGUUCAAAUGGGGAGUCAAGCAUGGGCUUGGGCAUUACCAUUUCAGGAAUGGCGACACCUAUGCUGGAGAAUAUUUUGCAGACAAGAUGCAUGGUUUUGGAGUUUAUCAUUUUGCAAAUGGGCAUCGAUAUGAGGGAGCAUGGCAUGAGGGAAGAAGACAAGGCUUGGGAAUGUACACAUUUAGAAAUGGAGAGACCCAAGCUGGUCACUGGCAAAAUGGUAUCCUUGAUAUUUUAAGCACACAAAACACUUUUCCUGUGUCUCCAAUUGCUGUGAACCAUUCCAAAGUACUCAAUGCUGUUCAGGAAGCACGAAGAGCAGCAGAGAAAGCAUUUAAUGUGCCGAGUGUGGAUGAAAGGGUGAAUAAAGCAGUGGCAGCAGCAAAUAAAGCAGCCAAUGCAGCGAGAGUUGCUGCAGUUAAAGCUGUGCAAAUGAGGACUUCUGGAGUUGGUGACGAUAUCCCAAUUCCAAUUGUGUGAGGCAUUUUCUUUCACAAUAAUGAGACAAUUAAUACACUAUCGAUAGGAUUGCAGCAAUUUCUUUAUUUGCUUAGGUGCUGGAAAAAUAGAAGAAAUUUUCCUACUCUACGACCUUUAGAGUUCUCUCUCUCCCUGAAAAUUCUCUCCUCUUGUUUUGGAUGUGCUAUGAGAAAUUCCUGCAUUGAGCCAUUUUUCAGUUGUCGAAGAUGACUGAUUCCGAUGAAUAAUAGGCGUUUUUAAGUUUUUCGUCUGUAAUAUGCGAACAUGACCAGUAUUAUUACUCGUUACCCCCUUCAUCAUUUGUAAAUGGCUGUUGUAAAAUUGCUGGCAUGUAGUUGAAGUCCAUGCUAUUUCUCUAUGUUGUAUGUCAAAGGUGACUAUUUGAUCGAUGUAUAAGUAAGAGCAUUUGGUAUGUUGCCGUUUUACUUCA
Molecule: messenger RNA, 1633 nt
Organism: Asparagus officinalis (garden asparagus)
Lineage: Eukaryota; Viridiplantae; Streptophyta; Magnoliopsida; Asparagales; Asparagaceae
Product: junctophilin-1-like
Exons: 4
Coding region: 1-1203 (400 amino acids)
Source: RefSeq, a predicted model, not a curated record